AUGCCUUUCGCCUACGAUCAAACGAACAUACAUCCAAUUGGAUUACAAUUUAGAUUCAACGACCAAGUAGCUGAAGGUGUAAUAGAAGAUUGGCAUUUUGAAACAAAAUAUCACUACAAACAAGUUAGAGGGCCUGCGGGAGUAUCAAGUACUGCUGUUACAGUUCAUUCCUCUGAAAAUAUAGUAGAUGACUAUUUCAUAUCGGUGGUUUGUGAAGAUGUGGAAGCAUUUGUGAUAAAUCAACAAGAGAGAUUGUCUGAUUUCGAUUUAACUUCUUUAUUCACCUACGAAGAUCAGAAAAUGCUAGAAACAAACAUCAACAGAAUGUGUCGAUGUUUAGAAAACUCAUUGCAAUCGAGAACAGAAAAGUUGAAAGUGGAACAUAUCACUCUGUCAGUUCUCGAAAUCAAUCAAGUUGUAUCAGCAGUUAACCUACUCGAUCGUGAUUGUCUAGGAAUAGUUACUGUACACUUGCCGUUUGAAGAUCAAGUAUUCACAGCUGAUGACUUCAUACCUCUGAUAGAAGGGCAGAGACGGCAGAGGUUGGAUCUGAGAAUCCACUUAUAUGAAUUCUCAUCGCAAGAGCUGGAGGAAGUGAGAAAGAUUUUUAACUGCACGUCCAAACAACUCUACUCUAUUUGUAUCAAAUUUAAAUACAUGGAUGAAAAGUGUUAUGAGUUAAUUGAAGAAGCAACAUUUUGCAUAGUUGAGCUCUAUUACAUGUUAAGCGAAAUUUCGUUCACCGUAAAGGGAGCUCGUGAAGAAAAGGAAGAACUUAUCAUGAAAAGGUAUUCAGAGCUUAAUCAAUUAGACAACAAAAUUCCUAUAAAUAUCUUCGAGGUCACUUUAAUAAUGAAGUCAAUUGCAUCACAUUUAGGAUGUCCUCAGAUUCAAUCACUUCGAAAGGUAUCCAGAGGAAUCCGUCAGUGUGUAGACGAUAUCAAACCAGAUCCGCAUAUUCUUAGUUAUUACAUGGGUCUCAGGAAUUUUCCACAUGUUGCUAUUGACGGAAUGAUGGAUGAAGGAAUAGCGGUAUCUUACAAGGGAUCUCUGGAGCAAGAUGCAGUUCAAGUUGUAAAUGAUUUCGAUUUGAAUACAAGACAUCAAAAAAGUUGCAUGGAUGAACUAUAUAUUGAAAUGUAUAAAGAAAUCUGGGAGUUAUUAGAAGAAAACGAUUGGGAUCGGUCAAUAAUUUUCAAACUGCUCAGAGAUGUCUUGAUCUCCAGGGCAUCCCCAUUGAAGGCCAGAAAAUUGACGUUUGUUUUUCACUGGCAAUGUUUGAUGAUGGAGAUACUACCGUUUUUCGACGCAGAAUUUUUGAAUUCUAUUAUCAUACAGAGGAUCCAAGGAAUUGAUAAAGAAUAUAGGAUUGAUCUAGAUGAAAUUUCAAAAACUGAGCAAUGGAUCAAGGCGAAGGAGUUGUGCAUGAAAACUUUGACUGUUCGAACGUCAAUUCAAGACAUGAACAUUUUGAAUUUUGAGACGAUUGAUAUCACUAUGGAAACAAUGUCGCUGGAGGAUAUUACGUAUUGCAGAAAGAAUCUAACUCAACCAUCAGUCUUCAUAAUGUUCAAGAUACAGAUCAAAAACUGUUCAACUGCCGACUUUCUUGCAUCAUUGGGAGAACCUUAUCAUGUCGCCAACAACCUCAAGUAUAUAUGGUUUUUCCGCAUUGAAAAUACCCUGUUCUAUCUUCAUGUAGUGCUCCAACAAAUCCCUCAAACAACGGAAGGCCGUUUGAAUCUUGCGAAAAUCCAUCAGGGUCAAACUCGAUUUUUUUGA
Caenorhabditis remanei is the source of this 1782-nucleotide messenger RNA. RefSeq lists its product as uncharacterized. The record is from RefSeq and is a predicted model, not a curated record. Lineage: Eukaryota; Metazoa; Nematoda; Chromadorea; Rhabditida; Rhabditidae. The coding region runs from base 1 to 1782 and encodes 593 amino acids. The transcript is spliced from 5 exons. Gene Ontology annotation, biological process: innate immune response.